CCCUUGCAAACUAAAUUGAACCAAACUUUGGUUGAAUAACUCGCAAAUUUGAUAAUGGUAAUCUUGUGAGCUUUGUUUGAUUUCAUUUUAUUUUUAUUUCUGUUUUACAUUAAAUUAACUCAAAUUUAAAAUAAAUGAUAGAUCUUAAUAACAACUAAUAUACUUUGAUGUUACUAUAUUGUCAAAUUUACAUACAACUUUUUUUUUAUUGGUGACAUAUGUUCACGUGUUAAAGAUGUUUGUUUCGUUGUAAUCCGCUGUUGUAUAAACUAUGGCAAAGAAAAGCACAAAUGAAAAUCGAUAGGACUUCUUUGCGCGCAGAUGUAGUACACCUGCUACGGUGGUACCGUUUUUACAGGUAAGAAGAUGGCGGUAGAACGGUGGCAGUGAUGGUCGAUAGUGCAGGUGUCACUGAUCAAAACGGUUUUUAGUUCGAAUUCAACCGAUACUAUUUGAUUUUUUUAUUUCUUGUACAAUUUGAACGUUUAUUUUCUUUUUCUAUAUCUAUAUUUUUGAAUAAUCGAUGAACGAUGAUCGAUCGAGUAUCAAAGGUGAGCUGUAAAGAGUGCAAUUUCGUUUUUGACUCGGGACAUUGGAUACGCAACAAAAUUGACGUUUCUUUAUUGUAAUUCACAGUUUUGAUUCUCAAUGAUUUAAUUUUGAAAAAAAAAUUUAUCUGUUCGUGUACGAUUUUUUACGAAGUUAAAGAAGAAAUUAACCAUCAACAUAAUCAGCUAGAUAUUAGAAUCUCGUGUAUCUCGACGAUCAGUGCGAGUUUUAAAGAAGAGAAGGCGCUUAUCGCGCAGUUCACGCUUGGGUGAUGAGAGAUGGUGAGAAUGAGGAUAGAGUUGGCCGAGGUUGAGAUACCGAUGGAUGACGGUUCAUCCUCACCAUCGAAUAACAUGGAGGUUGAUGAGUACGGAGUAGAGGCAGAGCUGACGAGUCUUUCGUGGCUGCAAUCGUUAGAUAUCACGAGUGCGUCCGGUUUACCAACGCCACCAUGUUCGCCAUCGCCUCCACCGUUGGUACGAAAACCACCGAAGAAGAUGUCACCUUUGCUUAAGGCCGAAUUAGAUCUUGCGGAAAACGCCGAUAAAUAUCGGACAGAUCCAGACGCAAAACCGCCAUUCUCCUACGCUACGAUUAUAUGCCUCGCAAUGCGUGCGAAUAAUAAUAAGGUGUCCUUGUCGAACAUCUAUGCAUGGAUUCGCGAAAAUUUUUUGUACUACAAAUAUGCUGAUCCAGCUUGGCAGAACUCGAUUCGGCAUAAUUUAUCGUUAAACAAAUGUUUCGUCAAGUUGCCACGUUCGAAAGAUGAGCCGGGAAAAGGUGGCUUUUGGAAACUGGACUUGGAACGUAUGGAAGAGGGUAAAAGAACGAGACGACGUGCUUCGACAACUCAACGUAAUCGAGGAUCGAGGAGACAACACAACACUACAAAUUCAACGACGACGUCGACAUCGAUGACGUUGUCUUCUACCUCAAUAAACAACCAUUCGUUGCAAAACAGUUGUGUACCACCUACCACUUGUCUUUCCGCCCUUUAUGAAACACCACCGAGCAGCGUUUCACCUCCGAUACCGGACACACUCUCGGAAGUACCUGAAUCAACGCAAGUUAAUCUCACCGAAGAUGAUCUCACGGGUCUAUUGAUCGCCACAGCAGGUUGGGAUGAGAAUCAGUUGGAUCUCUUAGAUUCUCUUUUGGAUACUCUUUAAAUAUUUUUCUAUCGCUUGUUUCUCUUCAAAGAAUUCAGAAAUAAGUUGAUUAAAAAUCAUCCGUGAUAAGUUAUUAAUUUUUUGGAGAUUUUUGAAAUUUCUUCUACUUGAUCUUUUUUAAAUUUUAUUUACUCGAGUAAACAGCAAUUGCGAUUCUUGUUCGUAAACGAUUUUAUUUCAUGUAUUAUUAGUAAUCGAUCGACUCAUAAAAAACUUUAAUACCGUCUAUUAUAAAUAUAUCAAUGUCGUGUGAAAAAAAUCAAAUAAAUGUUGAACUUGUAUCGAAGCGAUGGGAGAACGAACCAAUGAUGAAUACUUCUGCAUUAUUUGAUAUUUUCUCACAUGUGAAGCAUAAAAUUAUAGAAUUAAAUUACGUUAAUUACAUAUGAAAAUGAUAAAAUAUUUUCGUUGUGUUCUGACGAUAUUAACAGGAGAAUUCGAUUUCUUUCAUUCUACCUUCAUAUUUAAUUCAACAAACGAACAAGGCGGCUGUAAAUAAUGAGAUAUUUAUCUAUUAUUCAAAACUCGAAAAUAGUAUUUCGAUUUUGAAUUAACUCAACAACAGUUGGUGAAGUACGAGUCACAAGUAUAGAAGGUGUCUCAUUUAAUUCGAUCAUUUAAUAAUUUUUCUAUAAAAAAAUAUAUUAAUUUCUUCGUUGAAGAAUUUUGCAUAUUGCUCUUUUAAGAUAAAACAAGCAACAAAAUUUUAGUUGAUGUAAUUAAGUGAGACACGCCGUAUAUAUGAUCUUUGUUUCAAAUCAUCAACAUAUUACGAGAGCGAUUUGUAUUUUAUACGCUCGGAUAGAUAAGUUUAUUCGUUAUAUAUUUGCACUAUAAUCAUUAGUUAUAUUUAUUCUUACAACGAACGAUAGUAAUUAAUAAUUAUGACUAAUACGUGUGAAAAUAAAGGGGUUAUACCUUUUUGUGACGCAGCGAUUCACGCAUCGUGCCUUCGGCUAAUUAGCGAAUGCUCUUUUGUAAUCAUGUUUGAGCAACGUUUGCCUUUUUGUAAAACAAUAACACGACGAGACGAAAAAUUCGAGUUUCGAAUUGAUCGAAUAGCUCGAGAGAUAUCGUCUUUAUCUUCUUAAAUAUAAUACUGAAAAGAAAAAGAAAGUAAUAAUAAGAAUAAUUAUAAUAAUCUUUCAAUCGCGAAAUCGAUGUUGAAAGUAGUAUCAUUUGUGCAAAAUACAUUUCUAACGAUGGAUUCCGUAUAAAACUAUUAUUCGUGUUAGUAAAAAUGAUAGAGUGUAGCACCCUCCCUUUAAAUACGCGAUGCCAUAAUAUGGCAAUAAACAUUACGAAGAAAUCGAUUGUAUUACGCGAACGUGGAAAAAAUAUAUAUAUAAUUAUACUUUCAAUUUUACGCUAUCUCUUCCUUUUUACGUUUUACAUUUUAAUUCUAGAUGAUAAUUCUUGGAUCGAUUUUAAACGCGUUCGAUAAACGUAGUACUACUUUUUUAUUUUUUGCAUGAUUUUAUCUUUGUUAUAAAAGACUUUAAUUAUAUUUAAUUACAUUGGAAUGAUCUAGUAUUAUGUUGGAAUGAAAUUUAUAUCGAUUUUUUAUUAAUUCGUUAAUAUGCCAUUUAGCAUGGCCGUAGGUUCUCUUCUUUUCUUUUCUUUUAAAAUAUGGUACAUUAGCUUCGAAUAUAAAAAGGAAAAAUAUUUUGUUACACUCUCAGGAAACGAUGAAUUUUUUCUUGUUAGUAUAUAAAUACUUUAAGAGGAUGUCAUUUAUAAAAUAAAAAAAAAUAUAAAUUUGAGAUUCUACAACUAGCGGACCAGAUAUAGAACUUGCAUUAAACGAUAUGUCUCUUGUAAAAUAGGUUUCACCAUUAAUCCUUUUUGCGUGGAGUGCACAAUUGUAAUUUGCAAUGGUAAAACAAUUUUAAGAGUAAUAUAAAGUUCCAUAUCGAAGAGUCUAUCGUAACAUUAUGAUUCGUACCUUGUCUUAAUCCGUCCAAAGUAAGGAUUAAACAAUUAUCUUAAUAAUUGUGAAUAAAAUAACGAACUGUAGUUCACUCUUUCAAAAUAUCGUCAGCGAACGUAACAACAACGUAACAAUGUAAUGAUACAUUCUCAAAAAUAUUGACGUCUGUGUCAGCCUAUUAUUUAUAAUAUUACGUUAUAAUUUGUAUUAUAUGUAUGUUAGAUGUACGACUUGUCCAAAGACAACUGUGAAAGUGCAUCUUGAGAAUCGGAUGUUCGUGGAUUUUGAAGAAGUAAAAAAAGAAAUAAAAUACAUUUCUAUGAAUUGUUCGCCGCCAUUUUAAAAGACAUUUUAAAAAUAUGAUUUCCACUGGUUUUAAAUCUAGACGUGUAUAAUGUAUAUUAUAUUUUUAGUGGAAUAUAAUAAUUUAUUAAUAGAACUACAGACGAUAUUCCGUAGAGAUCGUAGUCUUUACAUAAAGUAUUAUUGUGUGAAUUGGCGCCACUUUUGAAACUGAUAAAACUAAUUCUUGUAUAAUUUUGCGUGUAGUAAUCUAUAAAUAUUAUAACGCUAAACCGUUUCGUUCUUCGUACAUUUUGUUAGUAUUCACAAAGUAGCUUUUCUCACCGAUUCUCGACUGUGUAGUUUUAGAAUCGAUUAAAAGAAUUACAAAAAGAUUGGGAAAAAUCAUUUAUUUAUUGGCGAUGAUUUUUCUUAACGAUCGAUACGGAUAAAUUUUCAUGGAUUUGCAUGUGCCUUCGAAGAAACUGCAGUUAUUCACUUCGGCUAGAUAUCGAGAAUAAUUAAACAUAUUGUAUAGACGCCGGGUGCAGAGUGUGGUUGUCUCCAUCAUUUGUAUUGAUAAUAUAUUAAAUCUGUAAUAUUGCGAAAUAUACUUUAGAAAAUAUA
This is a messenger RNA of Vespa velutina, 4557 nucleotides long. RefSeq names its product forkhead box protein J1-B-like. Gene Ontology annotation, biological process: regulation of transcription by RNA polymerase II. Gene Ontology annotation, molecular function: RNA polymerase II cis-regulatory region sequence-specific DNA binding; DNA-binding transcription factor activity, RNA polymerase II-specific. The record is from RefSeq and is a predicted model, not a curated record. The coding region runs from base 828 to 1718 and encodes 296 amino acids. The transcript is spliced from 5 exons. Lineage: Eukaryota; Metazoa; Arthropoda; Insecta; Hymenoptera; Vespidae.